AUGCCUUCAGCAGGACGGCAGUUCGUCCUUGGCGUGGCAGUGGGUCUCACAGUAGCCUUUGUUGUGGUCAGUUUUAACGUGCUCACAUACAACCCGGUGCACAAAGCCGCAGUCCAGUCCUACCACGAUGAUGUGUAUAAACAUAUGGCAAGCAUGUCUAAAGAUAGAGUGCUCUUGGUGAACGACACACACAUGCACCACGAUGAUGACAGUGUAGCCAGGAAACUACGGGAGCAGGUUCGAGUUCUGGUUUGGGUAAUGACUUCCCCUUCCAACCUGGAUAAGAAGGCCACUGUUGUGAAGCACACGUGGGCUCGAAGAUUCAACAAAUUCCUAUUUUUCAGCUCAGAGGACAAUGCAACAUUCCCUACAAUUGGUCUUAAAGUUCCUGAGGGCAGAGAACAUCUAACAGCAAAGACAAUGAAAGGCUUUCGCUACAUUUAUGAGCAUCAUUUGAAUGAUGCCGAUUGGUUUAUGAAAGCAGACGAUGACACUUACGUAAUUGUUGAAAAUCUGCGCUAUUUUCUGUCAAGCCAGAACACAAGUGAACCCGUUUACUUUGGUCAUCAUUUUAAGACAAUUGUAAAACAGGGAUACUACAGCGGUGGUGGAGGCUAUGUUCUCAGUAAAGAAGCUUUACGAAGGCUUGGUGCCAAGGGAAACGACUCUUCAAUAUGCAGACAAGAUGGUGGUGCAGAGGAUGCUGAGCUUGGACUUUGCAUGGAGAGACUGGGAGUCCGGACAGCUAACAGCACAGACUCCAUGAACAGGAGUAGAUUUCAUUGUUUUGAUCCAGAGACUCAUCUGUUCGGUGGUUACCCUGAGUGGUAUUACCAGUAUGAUUCACAUGGGGCUAAAAAGGGUCAAGAAAGUAUAAGUGACUAUGCCAUCAGCUUUCACUAUGUUCCCCCAGAGAAGAUGCUGGCACUAGAGUUCUACAUUUAUCAUCUUAGACCUUACGGUAUCAACUCAGGAGAGCAGGAUUUGAACAGACAUGAAGGAAAACACUGA
Molecule: messenger RNA, 1011 nt
Organism: Candidula unifasciata
Lineage: Eukaryota; Metazoa; Mollusca; Gastropoda; Stylommatophora; Geomitridae
Source: the annotation of a GenBank genome assembly